AUCUAUAUGCUUCACCUCAGUGUUUAGUUCCCUCACUUUUCCCUUGCAAAGAAUAUGAAAAGCGCAUCCUCCCAUGCACACCCUUUGAAUUUUUAAAUUUUUUUUGCAAGGGUUCCCGCAGCCAAGUAUUACGAGCCUCACACGGCAGAGGUUGAAACAUAAGUGUUCACGUUUCCUUCUUGAUGCCAACGCAGCGAAUGGAAUUUUAUGCACAUUGAAUGUGCAGCUUGCGCACGUUGAACUCGUGUGUAUUCGGCUUUAUGUGCUUGGCAAAAAAAAAAAAAGGUCAAAAGGUGGAGGGGUUCUGGUGAACCUCCCCCCCAUUUUUAUUCAUACAUCCCUUUUAUUCAUAUCAUUGAGAUUGUUAAUAGAAAACAAACAAAAAAUGAUUCCCCCCUCCCAAGUUUAUUUAUGAUUUCCUUUUAUUCGUAUUAUUGAGAUUGUUAAUAGAUAAAAACAGACCCUUAAUAAAUUACUCAUGCUAUACAGGCUUCAUGUUUCAGCUGCAGGGUGCUGCAGGCAAUUGUCACUUUGGCACACUGCACUACCUUUGGCACACUGCACUAACUGGAAGUUAGUUCAGAGGCUGCCAGUCGGAACCGGAAGCCCAAAGCCACUCCUUGAAGUGCCAGGUUCAUAGUGGGAGACCUCUUCCUCCUUGGGCAUCCAGAGUGAGCAAUAGCAGUUUUCAACCUCUUAGACUUCACAGCACUCAGCUGUAAGGCUGCUUUGGUGAAAGGCUAAUGAGCAUAGUCAGGUCGGCAGUGGUGAAGCUGUGGGUUUUGCUUCUUUGUGCAACCGCUUCACAAGUGUUUCAGUUUCAAAGCCCCAUUUCCCACACAGUGUUUGUUGGAUUUCAUAAAUCUGGGCGGAAUUGUGCUAGUGAAGAAAAAAAGUUCAUGCUUGUUUCCACUGCUCAGCCCAGGUACUCUAGCCACCUUCCCACUGAAACGUUUUGAUUGACUUAGGCUGCGAUUCCGUGCAUGUUUACUUAGUGGUAAGCCAUGCUGAAUGCAAUUGCUCAUACCUCUGAAUAAACGUGCAUGGAAUUGGGAUGUUAGAGAUUGUACAGCAAUCUCUUGUGUGAACUUCUAGAAGACUUUACAAUGACAGACAAAACAAUCGGCGCAGCCUAGAGCACACAACUGGCAGUUAAAUGGCUGCUUCCAUUUGGGACAGCAGGAGGUGCAAACUUCGAAACAUGAACAGCAUCACCCAUGUCCCGUGUUCAGAGCUGACUUGGCUUGUCGUGGAGCUCAGUGCCCAACGCUUCCCAACUGACUUCCCCACAAGGCAUUUUUAAAGUACCUAGAAUGGCCAACAAGAAAGAACCUCCUUUCUACAAUGAUAAUAACAUGGGACCAUGCCAUUACAAAUUUGCUUUCUAUGAGACUAUGGAGCUCUUCAUUGAAACUCUAACAGGAACAUGCUUUGAGUUGCUGGUAUCUCCUUUUGAAACAGUAAUUUCUGUGAAAACUAAAAUCCAGAGAUUGGAAGGUAUCCCCGUAUCUCAGCAACACUUAAUCUGGAAUAAUGUAGAGCUGGAGGACGACUAUUGCUUGAAUGAUUACAACAUUUCAGAGGGCUGCACUUUGAAGUUGAUAUUGGCAAUGCGAGGUGGACCUAUUAAUACCAGAAGAGUUCCUGUGGGAGACCCAAUUAGGGAAAUAACAGAAUACAUGGAUCCCAGUCGUGACGAUAUUUGGGAGAAGGUUCCAUCCAGCAAACAGGUUACCUUCUUAGUAUACCGCGAAGGAGAUCAAUUGAAUUUUUUCCGUAUUAUAGACAAGGGAGAUGGAACUUUAACACCAUUGUCUGAAUCGUUAAGUGGUGGUUCUGUUUAUAAUUUGUAUGCGGAUGAUGAUGAAGAUAGAGAGGCAUCUCCUUCUGGUGAACAGAUUAUUGAGAAUUCUAUUACGAUGAAUAAAAUGAAGCUUCUUAGAGCAAAGAUGGAGAACAUGAAUCUGAGUAAAAAGCCUAAAAAAACAAUUAAAGUGAACCCCCACCCUCCACUGGCUCCUCGCCCAUCUAGUGGCUCAGUCACAGCUGCUCACCAGAGAUUUUUGCGAGCGCUCCGCCGUAUGGGACAACCAUGCCUACCUCCUAGGAAUUCAAAUACCUCAGACUUUUCUCAAAAUGCACUUUCGUUUUUAACAUCUGCUGGCAGAAGGAUGCCGUCCACUAGUAAUGACUUCGUGAAGGAAAAUGACAGGUGGGAGACUGCUCCACAGUCACUUAGCAGCCUUAGGCUGCCCCCUAAAAUUCCACGUGUGGAAAAAGAAGAUUUAAAGCUUCCUGCAAACAGCGUGGUUCUUCCGGUCCCUGCUCCACUUAGGCACCCUGGGAGAAAUAUAGAUAACAGUUCGGCAACCAACGAAGCUGGUCCUUUCUUAUAUCCAAAUCUCACAAAUGUAAAGCUGUAUGCUGCAGAAGAAAAAGUUAUACCAAACUCUGACGCUUUUGCCUUGUUAGCUGAACCAUGCAGUGAUUUAUAUGGAAUAGGAAAAGUCAACACGGAGCUCCAUUUAUCCGAGGGGGAUGAGGAUUCUGCUUCUGCAGAUCUUCCAAACAAGACCAUUACAAAACUCCUGACCCCUGCUGCUGCAGCAGCAGCAGCAGAUACUAGUAUUCUUAAUUCUUGCGAACUAAGUCCCCAGAAGAACACACAAUUGUCGCCUCUUCACUGCUCCGCACAGAUGACACGUUACAGUCCUCGGAAACCACAAGCUCAGUCCAAGUUUUUCGAGGUUGGUAACUUGAGGCCCGCUGCCUCGCCAAAUGUUCUGCGAUCCCUGGAGUUGCACAAUUUAGCCGACUCCUCAUAUCCAAGGACUUCUAAAUUCCACGGCGUAGGUUUAGACUCGCCCGGCAAAAGACCCGACCUCCUUUCUAAAAUGGAGGCACGGGAAGUCACAGAAGUAGCGGUCAAGGCAUCCAAAGAUCCUGUUGUCUCUGUAAAUAAUGUGGGGUUCCUAAGUUCGCUGGCCCGGAGCACAAACAGAGAUGCCUUGCAGAAUUCCUGUGGGACAAGCAGGUUUCGGACUUCUGGUAUUGCGCGGACUACAAACCUCCAACAUUUUCAAGGAGAAAGCUACAACGUGGCCGCUCCCCACAAUGAAAUGCCCGGAUACUUCCUAUCUCCUGGACUUGGAUUGAAUGGAAGUAUUGUGGCUGCAGGAAAAAGAAUAGCAGGUGAUGCAACUCAUCUCCCACCUGUGAAUGGUUCAGUUCAGCCUAAAAAGAAAAUGACAAAGCACUGUUUCUUCUGUGGGAAGAAAACUGGAUUAGCCACUAGCUAUGAAUAUGUGGAAACAACUUCUGUGCAACUCACCGCUAUGCAGAGACUCACACAUGUACUUAUGACUACAAGAACGCAGGGCGAAGGUACUUGCAGGAGGCCAAUCCUGUGGUCAGUGCACCAAAGCUUCCCAAAAUCUGAGCAUCAUUUUAUGGCAUGCAUCUGUCUGCCAGAGGAGCCUUAUUACACAGAGAGAAGUAGCGGUGGUUUAGACUGCUUCUUUUGCCACGCUCCAAAUCUAAAGAUUGCCAACUAACAAAAUCCUAUGAGGCUGCAUAAUACUGAAGAAUAAUGUGAACACUACUGUAGCUGACACCAUUUAUUCUUGAGUGAAUCAAAAAAUUUAAAAAAGUAGUUUUUGAAAAUGUACAUUCUGAUUUAACUAUUAUUAUAUGUCUUGUGUUAAGUGUUUUAUAUUUUCCAAAUGCUCUUUCACUAGACAAGUCUUUUAAAAGAUGCACUUUACUAAGUUUUAAUAUAAAUUUUAUAAUGAGA
Molecule: messenger RNA, 3793 nt
Organism: Podarcis raffonei (Aeolian wall lizard)
Lineage: Eukaryota; Metazoa; Chordata; Lepidosauria; Squamata; Lacertidae
Gene: ZFAND4
Product: zinc finger AN1-type containing 4
Exons: 10
Coding region: 1314-3554 (746 amino acids)
Molecular function (GO): zinc ion binding; protein binding
Source: RefSeq, a predicted model, not a curated record